Siniperca chuatsi (mandarin fish) is the source of this 6320-nucleotide messenger RNA. RefSeq names its product solute carrier family 1 member 1 (gene slc1a1). Gene Ontology annotation, molecular function: L-cysteine transmembrane transporter activity; glutamate:sodium symporter activity; L-glutamate transmembrane transporter activity. Lineage: Eukaryota; Metazoa; Chordata; Actinopteri; Centrarchiformes; Sinipercidae. Gene Ontology annotation, cellular component: plasma membrane. The transcript has 12 exons. The record is from RefSeq and is a predicted model, not a curated record. Bases 205 to 1779 code for a protein of 524 amino acids. Gene Ontology annotation, biological process: L-glutamate transmembrane transport.
CUCUCCAAUACAUACAGACACACUCCCUCCCUCACACCAUCGCUGGCCAUCAGCAGCGUCUGACGGCUGCAUCCUUUGCUGUAGCAACGCGGCUUCUCUAUCCUCCACUGCGUCGUCUGCAUCUGACAUCCUGACUGCAGGAGUCUUUUGUGUCUCCACGGGAGCCAUUGUUGUUUCUCCCUUUUUGGAGGAAAAAGCAACACCAUGGACAUGAUGGGUAACAAAGAGCGACGAGGCAUGAAUUUCAAAGGCUUGCUGAGGAGGAAUUGGCUUCUAAUUGCCACCGUUUUAUCAGUGCUGCUCGGUAUCAGUUUGGGCGUUGUGGUCAGAGAGUAUGCGUCUCUCUCCCAUCUCCACAAGCAGUAUUUUGGCUUCCCAGGAGAGAUCCUCAUGCGAAUGCUGAAGCUUGUCAUCCUCCCGCUCAUCAUUUCAAGCAUGAUAACAGGUGUUGCAGCCCUGGACUCUGAGGUAUCAGGAAAGAUAGGUCUGCGAGCUGUUGUUUAUUACUUCUCAACAACAAUCAUUGCAGUUAUUCUUGGCAUUAUUUUGGUGAUGACUAUCAAACCAGGAGUCUCUCAGACAGCUGAGCACAUUGACAGAGCCGGGACCACACCCAAUGUCACAACAGUUGACACACUCUUGGACCUCCUAAGAAACAUGUUUCCAGAAAAUCUGGUGCAGGCUUGUUUUCAGCAGUACAAGACCAAGCGCAUAGAGCUGGAGCCUUCGAAAGUUUCAGCUAACACCACCACAAUUCCACCUCUCGCAACUACUAUCAUGGCAGUGGUAGAGAAUGUAACCAGGGACUAUAAAAUCAUCGGGACGUAUUCAGAUGGAAUCAACGUAUUGGGCCUUAUUGUGUUCUGUGUUGCUUUUGGCCUUGUCAUUGGAAAGAUGGGUGAAAAGGGCCGUAUCCUCCUGGAAUUUUUUGAUGCCCUGAAUGAAGCAACCAUGAAACUGGUCCAGAUCAUUAUGUGCUACAUGCCAGUAGGGAUCCUGUUCCUAAUUGCUGCGAAGAUCAUCGAGGUGGAAGACUGGGAGAUCUUCAAGAAGAUGGGUCUUUAUAUGGUGACGGUGCUGAGUGGUCUAGUUAUCCACGCCACCAUCUGUCUGCCACUGAUCUUCUUUGUCAUUGUGAGGAAGAACCCAUAUACAUUCACAUUGGGAAUGGCUCAGGCCCUGGUAACAGCACUCAUGAUCUCCUCCAGCUCUGCCACCCUGCCCGUCACCUUCCGAUGUGCCGAGGAGAACAAUCGCAUCGACAAACGGAUCACCCGGUUCGUCCUCCCAGUGGGUGCCACCAUUAACAUGGAUGGCACAGCGCUCUACGAGGCGGUGGCUGCCAUCUUCAUCGCUCAGCUGAAUGACUACGCUCUGGACGUGGGCCAGAUUGUUACUAUCAGUAUAACAGCAACAGUUGCCAGUAUUGGAGCUGCAGGAGUCCCUAAUGCUGGGCUUGUCACCAUGGUGAUAGUCUUAACAGCUGUUGGAUUACCUGCAAGUGAUGUCACUCUAAUAGUCGCUGUGGAUUGGCUGCUGGACCGAUUCCGUACUAUGAUCAAUGUUCUUGGCGAUGCUUACGGAGCCGGAAUCGUCCAGAAACUAUCCAAGAGGGAACUGGAGAGGAUGGAUCUGACAUCAGAUGUGGACGUCGCCAACCCCUUUGCUCUAGAAGCCACUUUGGAUGACGAAGAGUGCGAGAAGAAAUCCUACGUCAAUGGAGGCUUCACCGUCGACAAGACAGAUGCAAUCUCCUUUACUGAAACCUCCCAGUUUUAGCCUCUGGCUGGCUCAGAGGAGCAGAGAAAGUGCCACGCUGCUAUGGAUGUAAAACGGAAAACCUUCCAUCAUGUAUCAGCACCAUGACGAGAGAGGAAAACUAUCGAACCAGACCCAUCCAAGCUCAAACAUCAGCAAUAGCAGCCUCCGUUAAGCUUAUCCAAGAUGAUCACCCUUCAUGUUGGACAUUUAUAACCACGACUAGAUUAAAGUGCUUCCUUCUUACACUCAAAUUGUGCCAAGAUUAAGAAAAGUCAGUUUGCUUUUGAAUACGAGCGUGUUCUUUCUUGCAAAGAUGCACUCAUAGGAGGAGCUGUUUGUGUGUGUGUGUGCACGAGGACAUUAUUUUUGGUUGUAUCUGAGGUGUGUAUGUAUUUUGCAAAAAAAGAAAAUUCAAUUCAACACAAGUAAAAACAAAACAAUAACCUGAAUUUGAAAUUUUAAGCCUACUUUAUUUAAUCCUUGAUUAGACAAUUAUUUUCUAAAAUGUCUGAAUGAUCUAUUUUGUGUGGCUGUAAUGCACUGCUUGUAUAUCUAUCUGUAUAUUUAAACUCUGCCAAACAUAUAAAGAGGUUUUUCACCAAGUUGCAUGAAGCAAUACGUUAAUCGCUGGCUGCAGACUGAUUUUUUAUGGAGACUUUACAGAGACUGGAGAUGGUUAACAAAGGCUUAUGAUUAUGGAGUCACUGAACACUGUGAAAUUUGUGGACAUUUUUUCAGAACCAAAUCACUAACAUUCAUUGAUUUAUUGCAAAGUAUAACGAUCAUAAAUAGUAUGUGUUUAGGCAGCAUGGGCACAUAAUAGAUUUAUGUGUCAAUAAUAAUCAGAGUGUGUCUUUUCAUCCGGUGAACACAAUUUUUCAUGUUAUAGGCAUUUUUGACAUGAAAGGGCUUGUGCACAUUUGGACAGUAAAGAAUAGUUAAACAUUUUGGGAAAUACACUUUCUUGCCUAGAGUGAGAUGAAAAGAUCAAUGUCAAUCUCAUGUCUGUGCGUUAAAUAUGGAGCCAGACUAGAGCCAGGAGGAGGUUAGCUUGGGUUGGAGGAAACAGCUAGCCUGGCUUACUCCAAAGUUCAAAUAUACACCUACUAACACCUCUUAAACUCUAAAGUCACAAAUGUUGGUUUUUACAUUUCUAUUUGUGAACAAAUUAAAUAAAUGAGAUAUAACGUGUUAAUGAGUUUUAGAAGUGUUGGUAGGUGUAUUUUUGAACUUUGGACAGAACUAGGCUAGCUGUUUCCCAAAAUGUUUAGUUAAUAGUUAGCUAAGACAGCUUUUUUUCCCCCAAGGCAGCUGCUACAUUAAAAAUCGAAUGUUAACCAGGAUUGGAAAAUUCAGAGCAGCAGUGUCAUUUAUAACACCUCAAAAUGAGCCAGCCCUUGACAACAUCUGAUUUGUAGCCAUUGCUAUAGUGCUGCAAACUGGUACGGCGCCUUGGAGCAUUUACUACCGGGUUGCGUGGAAACGAUACGAUGCAUCAAAAACACUGUAUAAUAAUUACAUAACUUUAUAGGCACUUUGUGCAGUAAUUAACUUGACAUGGUUUGUCUGAGCUGCAUCUUUUCUUAUCAUUCUGUCAUGCCCAUGAUAACCGGAUAGUGAUUUUGAACUUCUGAAAGUAGGUCAUCAGUUCAUGAGGUAAUCUGCCCGCAUCAUCGAUGUAGUUACUCAGUAUGAUUUUGCCAUAUUUCUGUUACUUUUGCAUGUAGCUAGUUAGCAUGAGUAAGCAACAACUUUUGAGUUUGAGAGAUCUUGAGAUUUUCUGAGGAGGAGGUAGUGAAGAUAAAAGACCUAACGUGUGUUAUAAUAAUCAGAUGUUACACUUUUAUUUUUUCAGUCGUGACACCACCAUCUACCCUAAUUAGCUGGUCUGCAAGUUGUCAAUAUAAAAAAAUGGUCUGUAGUGCAAAAAAAGGUUGGGAACUGCUGCUACAGGGAAAUUAUGAGAGAAACUGCUGUAAUAGCUAACUAGCAAAGCUAUACAAAACUGUAUUAUUUAUUUUUUUGGAUACUACAGUAUGCUUUUGCUACUUCCAACCUAGAUGCCUAGUUAGCUCCUCACUAGCUAAAUGUGGCUGAAAGGCACCCAAGACCGCAACUCAAAAUGUCAACCAUGAUUGACGUUUGUUAGAAUUUCAAAUUUGAUUGACCUUGGUGAUUGGCUAGCUGCACUGCUAGAACACAACAUAAAAAUAAACAAGGCUAUAUGUUUAAAACUGGGCUUGUGGCCCUUAAAGGCUGCAAUGUUCAUUAUACAACUCGAGAGUCGGACAAAGAGGAAAAGCCAUGAGGCCAUUCAAAUAAAAAAGGUUUAUCCCCCUCGGAGCAUGAAUGUGCUCUGGUACUAAAAUGAUUAGUUGUUUAAUCAUAAUUAAAAUGUAUUUGUUGAUAGACAGAAAAAUAAUUGAUUGAUAUUUGAUUUGUGGAUUUUAGACACGUAUCAGGCAAAAACCUUUGCUGUUCCCAACUUCUGAAAUGUGCUUUUCUUUGUUUUAUAUCAUUAGAAGUUGAAUGUCUUUGGGUUUUGAACUGUUUGUCAGACAAAACAAGACAUUUAAAGAUGUCACUUUGAGCUCUGGAAAAUUGUGAUGGGCAUGUUUCAUUGUUUUCUGAUAUUACUUAGACUAGAAGAUUAAUCAAAGAAUAAAUUUACAGAUUAAUAAUAAAGGUAAUAAUUAACUGCAGCCUAAAUGUAAUUAUGACAUAUCUUUUGUACAAAGCUGACAUUUAGGCCAAGGAUGGUGUAAUUGGAAAGGUAAAGCAGUGUCCAAAAUAGAAGGGUUCAUCUUUAGGGGAGAAACAAUGCGUUUAGUAAAUUUUAUGCCAAUCUAGCCAUUACAUUUUGAUAGUUCUUGUGUACAGGUGGGAAUGUGAGCCUGAUGAUGGCAACAAUCUGUAUGUUGUCAAAGUGUUGGAUGGACAGACAUUGCUUAGAAUGUUAAUGACAGUUGAUGGCUUUGAUGCAAAUGCCACAAAUGAUACAAAUGUCCAUACUUAUAGUAAUGCUCCCUGGCUGCACUGUUGCUUGUGAUGCUCACAGCUUGUGAUGCUUGUGAUCUUACGCUUUUUUCUAAAAUGUAUGUCCAUGUCUGUAACUGAGAGCUGUGUAUUUGACUCCAUGCAGCAGCUGCAUACUAUGAUGCCUGCACAUGCCCUGCAAUAAGUGGUGUGGAGUUGUUUAAAUGGUGGAGUCAUCUUGAAGAAUACUUGACAUGGGACCAACAGUGGUAUCGCUGAGGGUUUUCUGUGGUACAAUUUAUGCUAUAUACAGAAUGUCUGAAUGUAUGCAGCCAGUGUUCCCAGUGCUGGUCCCAUAAUCACUGUUCCCACCAUGAUAAUCAAUCAUUGUUUCUAGGUUGAAGUAAAAGUGGUCCUUUUUUGCUUGGUUUACUUUCCACCAUCGCUAGAGUCUGAUGUAUACCUUUCCAAUCUCCUGGCAGAAAAUACAACAGCAAUCCAUUGUAACACAACUCAGUGACACUCAUGUUAUCCAUCACAUUCUAAUGGAGGGAUGUAUUCUAGAACAACAGACAAAGCAGAUCUACAUAAUCUACAUUCAUUACAAGACAACUACAAGCUUCUACUACUAGUUUGUUGCUUAGAUUGUGGUAGAAAUGAAACUGCCAGCGUAGUUCACAGCACAAUAUCAUACUGCACGAUGUGUUCCAUUUGAAGUUGGAAGUCGGAAAUUCCCUGCUAGUUAGACAUGCUAAUUUUAGUGGUCCAGUUUGGAAAAAAUCAUGUGAGAAAUACCUGUGAGAUUUUCUUUAGUUUGCGUAAAGUACUGCACCCAAAAAAACAGCUAAUGUGUCAAUACUUGUACAAUGUAGUAGAUAGGUUGGUGUAGAAAAUUGACAACUGCAACAGCUACUCUUAAACAUUCCUUGCUAGGUAGACAUGCUAAUUUCAGUGGUCCAGCUAGGAAAAAAUUCACAGAAGAAACAUUUUGCUUGGUGUAAAAUACUGUACCUAAAGCAACAGCUAAUGUGUUCACAUUUUGCAAUGUUAGUAGCUACCUAGCAUAGAAAAAAAUAGCAACUGCAAAUGCUAUUUUACCUUUCAGCUUUAUCCUUAACCAAGUAUCAUUGGUAGAGGUCAUGGAGUGUUGAAUAAUCAAACUUUGUCUAUUUUCAGAAUAAUAAAAAUGUUCAAUAAAGUAACGUUGUUUACAGAGUGUUGUCAGGUUUAGUGUGAUUUCAAAUGACUACAUCAUUGGGGAUAACAUAUCUUGCCUAAGUUUCUUACUUUACUAAUUUCCAAAUCCAUUGUGUCUGGAAUGCAGUCUAAGUAUCAGUGUUUUGAUUUUAGUCUUCCCUACACUGCCAAAAGGGCCAUAUUUGAAGUAAAACUUGGGUUUUGAAGGUGCUUGUUUGUAAUUCUAUACUGAUCAGAGAUGACAUGCAGAUAAGCCCUUGCAAAUCAGGUUGUAUUCUACAUUUCAAAAGCACACUGGCAUCAACCAACCCGUGUACCUACAGUAUGUGAAUCAACAUGUACUACAUUAUGUGUAACUGCAAGCAAAUAAAAGAAAGUUGCUAAUU